AUGGCGACGUCUAAUCUGCUAAAGAACAAGGGGUCCCUGCAGUUUGAGGACAAGUGGGACCUGAUGAGACCCAUUGUCCUCAAGCUGCUCAGACAGGAGGCCGUCACCAAGCAACAGUGGUUCGACUUGUUCUCAGAUGUCCAUGCUGUGUGCCUAUGGGAUGAUAAAGGUCCUGCCAAAAUCCACCAGGCUCUCAAAGAGGACAUCUUAGACUUCAUCAAACAAGCUCAGGCCCGGGUGCUGAGCCACCAAGACGACACGGCGCUGCUGAAGGCAUACAUCGUGGAGUGGAGGAAGUUCUUCACCCAGUGUGACAUCCUGCCCAAACCCUUCUGCCAGCUGGAAAUCACGCUGAUGGGCAAGCAGGGCAGCAACAAGAAGACCAACAUGGAGGACAGCAUCGUCCGCAAGCUGAUGUUGGACACAUGGAAUGAGUCCAUCUUCUCCAACAUCAAGAGUCGUCUUCAAGACAGCGCCAUGAAGCUGGUUCACGCCGAGAGGCUGGGAGAGGCCUUCGACUCCCAGCUGGUCAUCGGAGUACGAGAAUCUUACGUCAACCUGUGCUCCAACCUGGAGGACAAGCUACAGAUCUACAGGGAUAACUUUGAGAAGGCCUACCUGGACUCAACAGAGAGGUUCUAUAGAACCCAGGCCCCGUCCUACCUCCAACAGAAUGGAGUCCAGAACUACAUGAAAUAUGCAGAUGCCAAGCUGAGAGAGGAGGAGAAGAGAGCACUUCGAUACCUAGAGACCCGUCGUGAAUGUAACUCGGUUCAAGCUCUCAUGGAAUGUUGUGUGAAUGCUCUGGUGACCUCGUUUAAGGAGACAAUCCUCGCAGAAUGCCCAGGGAUGAUCAAGCGCAAUGAGACGGAGAAGCUGCACCUGAUGUUUUCUCUGAUGGACAAAGUUCCCAGCGGGAUCGAGCCCAUGCUGAAAGACCUAGAAGAGCACAUUAUCAAUGCUGGGCUUGCAGACAUGGUGGCCGCCGCGGAGACCAUCACCACGGAUUCAGAGAAGUACGUGGAGCAGCUGCUGACCUUGUUUAACCGCUUCAGUAAGCUGGUGAAGGAGGCCUUCCAGGACGACCCCCGCUUCCUGACCGCCAGAGACAAGGCAUACAAGGCCGUUGUCAACGACGCCACAAUAUUUAAACUGGAGCUGCCUUUGAAACAAAAAGGAGUGGGUCUGAAGACCCAGCCUGAGUCCAAGUGUCCUGAGCUCCUGGCGAACUACUGUGACAUGCUCCUGAGGAAAACCCCCCUCAGCAAGAAACUCACUUCUGAGGAAAUAGAGCUUAAACUUAAACAAGUGCUCUUGGUAUUAAAGUAUGUCCAGAAUAAAGACGUGUUCAUGCGUUACCACAAGGCUCACCUGACCAGGCGUCUGAUCCUGGACAUCUCAGCAGACAGUGAGAUAGAGGAGAACAUGGUGGAGUGGCUCAGGGAAGUGGGCAUGCCGGCUGACUAUGUCAACAAGCUAGCGAGGAUGUUUCAGGAUAUCAAAGUCUCAGAGGAUCUUAACCAGGUCUUCAAAGAGAUGCACAAACACAACAAGCUGGCACUGCCAGCGGACAGUGUGAACAUUAAGAUCCUGAAUGCGGGGGCGUGGUCACGGAGCAGCGAGAAAGUCUUUGUCUCCCUGCCGACCGAACUGGAGGACCUGAUCCCUGAGGUGGAGGAUUUCUACAAGAGGAACCACAGCGGACGCAAACUCCAUUGGCACCACCUCAUGUCCAAUGGCAUUAUCACCUUUAAGAACGAGGUUGGCCAAUAUGACCUUGAGGUGACGACCUUCCAGCUGGCGGUGCUGUUUGCGUGGAACCAGAGGCCUAGAGAAAGGAUCAGCUUCGAGAACCUCAAACUUGCCACAGAACUACCAGAUGCAGAGCUACGGCGCACACUCUGGUCGCUGGUCGCCUUCCCUAAGCUGAAGAGGCAGGUGCUCUCCUAUGAGCCUCCGGUCAGCUCUCCCAAAGACUUCACCGACAGCACCCUCUUCUACGUCAACCAGGAGUUCUCGCUCAUCAAAAACUCCAAAGUCCAGAAGCGGGGAAAGAUUAAUCUGAUUGGUCGCCUGCAGCUGACCACCGAGCGGAUGAGAGAGGAGGAGAAUGAAGGAAUUGUUCAGCUCAGGAUUCUGAGAACUCAGGAGGCCAUCAUCCAGAUCAUGAAGAUGAGGAAGAGGAUCAGUAACGCCCAGCUGCAGACGGAGCUGGUGGAGAUCCUGAAGAACAUGUUCCUGCCCCAAAAGAAGAUGAUCAAGGAGCAGAUCGAGUGGCUCAUCGAGCACAAGUACAUUAAGCGGGACGAAGCUGACAUAAACACCUUCAUCUACAUGGCUUAG
Messenger RNA from Lampris incognitus (smalleye Pacific opah), 2343 nucleotides. RefSeq names its product cullin-5-like. Bases 1 to 2343 code for a protein of 780 amino acids. NCBI's taxonomy places the organism in Eukaryota, Metazoa, Chordata, Actinopteri, Lampriformes, Lampridae. The record is from RefSeq and is a predicted model, not a curated record. Gene Ontology annotation, cellular component: SCF ubiquitin ligase complex; Cul5-RING ubiquitin ligase complex. Gene Ontology annotation, molecular function: ubiquitin protein ligase binding. The transcript has 19 exons. Gene Ontology annotation, biological process: protein ubiquitination; SCF-dependent proteasomal ubiquitin-dependent protein catabolic process.